AUGGAAAAGUACCGCGAGUUCGCAGACGCAGCCACAGGAAUAAACCCAUUUUUGCCCGUAUGGGUGAAUAACAAAUUGAGCGUCCACGAGAAGCUUCUAAAGUUUCUGCUCUUCCCACUGGUGCUGUGCCGCUUCUGCUUCCUCUCCCUGACGUUGAUUUUUAUGAUCUUCCUAAACAGUCUAGUGAACCUCUUCAUAUUCCAAUGCGUUAAGGAUUUUUUCUACCAAAUAAUACAGGGCAUUUACUGCCGGCUGUUGCUGUUUUAUUUGGGCUUCUUCUACAUGGAUGAGGAGUAUGCUAGCCAUAAGAGAGUGAAAAUAAAAUGUAUGAAGAAGAAGAUCCCCUUCAGUUAUGAUGACUAUGGCCACAUAUAUCUCUCCAACUUCACCUCCUUCGUGGACAUUUUAUAUUUAGCAUAUCGUCUCAAUCCGCUGUUUGUUAUUAUUAACAAAAAUGGAAGUCUCUCCCCCGUUUUUUUUUUUGACUUAAUAAAGCUAUCUCUGCAAUUUUCCCUUCCAAACAAAAAAGGAGAAUUUAAAAAUCUGGAACAAGUACAUGUCUUCGCGAAGAAUAAAAAAAUAAAAUCAGUUGUUAUAUUUCCAGAGGGAAUGAAAAGCAACGGCUCCUGUAUUCUCCUUUGGAAAAAUGAAAUUUUUACACACUCAGAAUAUGUUAUUAAAAAUAAAUGCAAUUUGAUCGCUUUUACUUACGAAACAAGUUUAAUUCCCAAGAAGUGGAGUCUCUUCUACACCUCUCCUCAUACCGUUUUCAAUCCCGUCCUUCAUAUCAUCCUUCUCUGUUUUAAUAUAUAUAAUAAAAUUAAAAUUGUGUGGCUGAGCGAAAAGGACAUUGCCGAAUCGUUACGCGAAUUUGACUUCUCCCACUGCGAUGAGCUUGUGCACUACUUGAGGAGCCUCAUGGGCCUCAUGAAGCCCACGGGCGGCACCCUCGUGAAUGUGAAAGCGGACUUGCUGGAGAAGUUUGUCAAGUAUUGGAACCUCACACGGGGCCGCGCCUACCUCUGA
Molecule: messenger RNA, 1026 nt
Organism: Plasmodium vivax (malaria parasite P. vivax)
Lineage: Eukaryota; Apicomplexa; Aconoidasida; Haemosporida; Plasmodiidae
Exons: 1
Coding region: 1-1026 (341 amino acids)
Source: RefSeq, a predicted model, not a curated record